Toxorhynchites rutilus septentrionalis is the source of this 1499-nucleotide messenger RNA. RefSeq names its product malate dehydrogenase, cytoplasmic (gene Mdh1). The transcript has 3 exons. The coding region runs from base 171 to 1172 and encodes 333 amino acids. The record is from RefSeq and is a predicted model, not a curated record. NCBI's taxonomy places the organism in Eukaryota, Metazoa, Arthropoda, Insecta, Diptera, Culicidae. Gene Ontology annotation, biological process: tricarboxylic acid cycle; oxaloacetate metabolic process; malate metabolic process. Gene Ontology annotation, molecular function: L-malate dehydrogenase (NAD+) activity. Gene Ontology annotation, cellular component: mitochondrion; cytosol.
AUGCUCAGUUGCUGCUCCAUUGCACGACUGUACGGUUUAGUGUUGUUCGUACUAACAUCUGGUGGCAUUUUGAACAGAUAUUUUCCUUGAUUUCAUACGACUGUAAAUAUAUAGAAGUUCUCUGUUAUUACUUUCGCAGUUUGUAUUGAUUUUGAAAAGUGAACACAAAAAUGUCUGAACCAAUCCGCGUCGUUGUUACCGGUGCUGCCGGGCAGAUUGCCUACUCCCUGCUGUACAUGAUUGCCAAGGGAGAUGUCUUCGGACCGAACCAGCAGCUGAUUCUCCACCUGCUGGACAUUCCCCCGAUGAUGGGUGUGCUCGAGGGUGUCGUCAUGGAAUUGGCCGACAGUGCCUUGCCACUACUGGCCGGUGUCGUUCCAACGGCUGAUCCAGCGGUUGCAUUCAAGGACGUGGCCGCUGCCUUCCUGGUUGGUGCUAUGCCCCGGAAGCAGGGCAUGGAGCGCAAGGAUCUACUCUCGGCCAAUGUGAAAAUCUUCAAGGUUCAGGGCGAAGCAUUGAACAAUUACGCUAAGAAGGACGUCAAGGUGCUGGUGGUCGGAAACCCAGCCAACACAAACGCACUGGUCUGCUCACACUAUGCGCCUUCGAUCCCGAAAGAGAACUUCACCGCAAUGACCCGGUUGGACCAGAACCGUGCCCAGGCCCAGAUUGCCGCCCGUCUCGGGGUAGGCAUUUCCAAGGUGAAGAACGUUAUCAUCUGGGGUAACCACUCGUCCACCCAGUACCCGGACGCGAAAAAUGCCACCGUCGAGCUGGAUGGAGCCCAGAAGAGUGUGGUUGAGGCUGUUGCCAACAAUAGCUACCUGAACGAGGAAUUUGUUGAAAUCGUACAGAAGCGGGGUGCAGCCGUUAUUAAUGCCAGGAAGAUGUCCUCAGCGAUGUCUGCGGCCAAGGCUGCGAGUGACCAUAUGCGCGACUGGUUCGCUGGCACCAAGGAUGGUGAGUAUGUGUCGAUGGGGGUCGUUUCCGAUGGCAGCUAUGGAACUCCCAAGGACAUCGUGUUCUCCUUCCCGGUGCACAUCAAAAGCGGAAAGUGGGAAAUCGUACAGGGGCUCAGCGUCGAUGAUUUCGCUCGUGGCAAGCUGGACGUGACGGCCAAGGAGCUGCUGGAGGAAAAGGAAGAGGCCAUGGCUGUGUGUGCCUCGGAUUGACUAACUAAAUUGUAAAACGGAACGUUUGUUGGAACAUGAAGAAUUAAGCAUUUGUUUGUUACGCAUAUUUUUAAUUUUGUUUCUCCAAAAAUUUUGUUUUGCAUUUUACAUUGCACUCACCAUUGUAGCAAUUAGAAAAAAGUACACUAAAAAAAGAAGAUAUUAUCACAUCUAUUGAAAAUUGUGAACAGAAUUGAUAGAAAAAUGUGUGCCCUAUAGAACAAUUUGUGCGAGGGGAAAACUCAACUGAAGGCUUACUUCUCGUGUUGUUAUUGUUUAUGCCUUGUCCGAUUUGAUGCAAAUGGAUACAAUUUAGAUGAAGAGAAA